Exaiptasia diaphana is the source of this 1161-nucleotide messenger RNA. Its product is annotated as ATP-dependent DNA helicase pif1. Gene Ontology annotation, biological process: DNA repair; telomere maintenance. The record is from RefSeq and is a predicted model, not a curated record. Gene Ontology annotation, molecular function: DNA helicase activity. NCBI's taxonomy places the organism in Eukaryota, Metazoa, Cnidaria, Anthozoa, Actiniaria, Aiptasiidae. The transcript is spliced from 2 exons. The coding region runs from base 1 to 1161 and encodes 386 amino acids.
AUGCUAGGUCAAACAACUUUAGAUUGGAUUGAUAAACGCUGUAAGCAAGCAACAGCCAAGUAUAACAAGGUUUUAGGUGGUCUUUCAAUGAUCUUAAUUGGUGAUCCUGGUCAACUGCCCCCAGUUGCAGAUAAGCCUUUGUAUCAUGCUCACCCUUCUAAUCCUAUUGGAGAACAAGGAUACCUGACAUAUAACAUGUUUGAUAAGGUUGUUAAGCUUACAGUAAAUCAAAGAGUUCAAGGCUCCUCUUAUGAACAACAACAAUUCAGGGAAUUAUUGUUAAGGCUUAGAAAAGGUGAAUCAACUCUUGAAGACUGGCAAUUGUUGCUAACUCGUCAACCUUCUAAUGUGGAUAAUAUUGCUGAUUUUAAUGAAGCUACCAGAUUAUUUUACAGUAAUGAAGAGGUUUCUUCGUAUAACUUUGAACAACUUAAAAAACUUCGGCAACCAUGUGCUAAUAUAAAUGCUCCUCAUUCAUCAGUUACAGCUAAAAAUUUACCAUCAGAUGAAAUGUCUGGCUUAGAACCAACAGUAUAUCUUGCUAAAGGAGCUAAAGUCAUGUUCACAAUGAAUCUUUGGGCAAGCGUUGGCCUUUGCAAUGGAGCAACAGGAACUAUUGUAGAUAUAAUAUAUGCAACUAACCAUCAACCACCUGAUUUACCUAUAGCUGUAAUAGUAAGGUUUGAUGACUAUAGAGGUCCUUCUUUUACUGUAGAUCAACCAUCAUAUGUACCUAUUGUUCCUAUCACAGUAUCCUCUCAGUCAGUUGAAGGUGUUCAUGAAAGGCAACAGCUUCCUCUCAAGCUUGCGUAUGCUCUCACUAUUCACAAAAGCCAAGGUCUUACAUUAAGUAAAGCAUGGGUAGAUAUUGGGAAAUCAGAAAAAACUCCUGGCAUAUCAUAUGYAGCCACAAGUAGAGUAAAAACUCUUUCAUCGUUGGUAAUUGAACAAAAUGGUAUUUCUGGGUACAUACACAAUGUUUCAGGGAUACAGCAGAAUGAUAAAAGAUUUCAGUGGUUUGACUGUGAGGUGCAAUUUGAAAAAGGAACUGUUAGAGCAGUUAGUUUUGACACCAGCACAACAGCCAGAGACAAAUUUGUUAAUGCUCCUAAAUCAAAGUCUCCUGUCAAGAUAACUCAAAGCCUAUUGAUAUUAUACUAA